GUUCGUUUAGUAACACUUGGGCUUUCGUUUUUCCGUUGGGUCAGAAGCCAUGGCGAAGCGAUCGUACAAGACGGAGUUGGGGUGCAUAGCGUGCGAUGAACUGGGCGAGCUCGGAGCGGGAAAACCUAACUGGCUGGUCGAAACCCCUCACCUCCUCUGCGCCAUCGAUACCCAUUCCCUCCUCCUCGCCAACCGCUCCACCAUCCUCCUCCUCUCAUGGUCCGAUAACUCCGCCGCCUCCCCGCCCCUCAAGAUCCGACCCGACCUCUCCCCCAUCGACGCAGAGUCAAUUACCGCACUCGAGUGGCUCGCAUUCGGAGACAACCGCGUCAUUGUCGCCGGUACCUCCUCUGGGUAUCUCCUGCUCUAUUCUCUGCGGGGAGAUUUGAUUCAUCGCCAGAUGAUUUAUCCUGGACGAGUUUUAAAGUUAAGAGUUCGUGGAACAAAGAAAGAUUUGAUUCAAGAUACCUCUUCAGAAGAGUUUUGUCUCAUUAUGCCAGGCGUAAUUGCUCGUUUUGAUGGUUCUGAUGUUCAGAAUAUGCUGCAGAAAUGGUUUGAAGAAGCACAGUCUCGAUUUUGGGAUCAAAAACCAAGGAGCCAAGAUUCAGAGGAUUUUGGAAAUACUGAUGUCAAAAUUCCUUAUCAGUUGUGGAAUAUUGGUAAGAAUGGAACCUGUUCUGAUGCAGCAAUUACUGGCAUAAUGCCACCUCCACUAAUGGAACAACAGGUAAAUUCUCUUAACUGAUUCCUUGUUGUGGUGGCAGGUUGGAAAACCUCCACCGGUUUCCACCAUAGCGCCACCAUAACUGACAUAACUGAGUUUUGAUAACACUGUUGUCUGCCAUGGUAAUGCUGAUCAUUUUAUUUUCUUUUCAUGAAAUCCAGACUAUAGAUAGAAGUACACAAAGUGAGUGGGGAAAACUAUCAUCAAAUCAUUUAGUAUCUCUUAGCAUCAUAUAAGAUUAGUGAAACGACAUUUUUAGUGUCUUCC
Molecule: messenger RNA, 991 nt
Organism: Vigna umbellata (rice bean)
Lineage: Eukaryota; Viridiplantae; Streptophyta; Magnoliopsida; Fabales; Fabaceae
Source: RefSeq, a predicted model, not a curated record